GCACAUUACGCCAUUACAAUUUUAUUGUGAAAGCUCACACAGGAAGUGGUACUUUCCCUUUAGAGUUGACUUGACUCAACCAAAGAGAGCAACGGGCACACGGUGGCUACUUGAACGAAAACGGGGGAAGCUUGCUCAAGAACCGGCUAGGCUGUCGUCGGGAGCUCAGCAUGCCACAAUACAAAUGCUGAGCGUGGGUCCGAAACAACCGUAUUUACCUCCUGAACGACAAUCGUUGACGGCCACGCCCCGUGUCCACCGACCGGAGCCCGUACAAAACUGCUGGCGGAGGCGCUACGGUGAGCGGUUUGAAACCCAGCAGGGCGGCUAGCGGGCUCACAGCGGAGAGGAAGCAGGAGUGUCGGCUGUUUUGGGAACCAUGAGAGAGUACAAAGUAGUGGUUCUCGGGUCCGGUGGGGUCGGAAAAUCCGCAUUGACUGUCCAGUUCGUGACGGGAUCCUUCAUAGAAAAAUAUGACCCCACGAUAGAGGAUUUCUACAGGAAGGAGAUCGAGGUGGACUCGUCUCCGUCCGUCCUGGAGAUCUUGGACACGGCAGGGACGGAGCAGUUCGCCUCCAUGCGAGACCUGUACAUCAAAAACGGGCAGGGUUUCAUCCUGGUCUACAGCCUGGUGAAUCAGCAGAGCUUCCAGGAUAUCAAACCGAUGAGGGAUCAGAUCAUUCGGGUGAAAAGGUACGAGAGGGUGCCGAUGAUUCUGGUUGGAAACAAAGUGGACCUAGAGGGGGAAAGGGAGGUCUCGUCCGGUGAGGGAAAGGCACUGGCGGACGACUGGAACUGCCCGUUCAUGGAAACUUCAGCCAAAAAUAAAAGCUCGGUGGACGAACUGUUUGCAGAGAUAGUCCGACAGAUGAACUAUGCCUCAACACCAAAUGGCGACGACCAGUGCUGUUCGUCUUGUGUAAUUCUUUAAGAAAAAGGACAACCAUGAAGUUUUAUUCUUUGCUCGGUUUUAAGUUUGCAAUGUGUGUUGCAGCAAGUGUGUACUGUUGAGCUCUUCUUCAUGUCUCACCCUGGCCUUGGAGGAAAAUGAAGGGAGGAAUGCUGCAGGGGGACGAGAGGAGGAGGGGAGCAACUGAGACAGAGGGAGGGGUCCACUCUUCAGGAAUUCUGCUGGGUUGGAGUAUCUUUGCUGCACGAUCAGUGUCCACCAUUGAUGUCAACACAGUGUCAGAUCCAGAGUUUCAGCAACAACCCCCUCGCCAGUUCCAACUGUACUCCCAACUGGAACUAAACCCCAAUGGAAAAGAUAUGGAGGGCAACACUUAGAGACACAUAAAUGGAUAUUUCUGUAUAAGAAGAAGAAAGAGAGAUAGAGUAUAUUUUGUUAAAUAACUGCACAGUCUGGGGCAGGUAAAGAUUUGGGUGAUGUCUCUGCCUAACCCAUUUUGGAGCAAUGCUCCACAACACUCCAAAUCCUAUUUUUUCCAAAGUCAAAAGUAAUUGACACCACUUAUCUGCUGGUGGAGUAAAUGUGAUGAGUGCCACUUUUUUUUCCUUCAUCUCCUCGUAAGUGUGUGAGAGGACCUUAACUGAAGUGACAUGGGGACGGUGCCCCGAUCGCCCUUGUGUCGAGUGCCUUUCCAAAACAAAUCAGCUGUUCAGAUUUAGUGCCAACCUACAUGUAUCACCAAAAGAACUCUUCAACUUGGCAAUCCACAAACUAGUGAACUGUUCACCUGGAUAAUCUCGUAGGGUGGAGGCUGAAAAAAAAAAAAAACUACAAUAGGCUUUUUGUUAAUGGAAUGGCGGUUUUCUGUAUGUUUUACGUUGGCCUUUUUGAAGUCUAAGGUGUUCAUUUUGCAAUGUCUGCUUGGUCUGGCCAAACCUAUAUCUUGAAAUGCACAGGUACUGGAACCCCCUAGACGUGAUAACAACACCAAACGCUUACCUGCCAGACCACUUAAAUCAAAGGAAUUCUGUUUGUUCUGUUCAUUUUGUUGUUUUUAACAGGAAAUGUGAUGAUGUACUGUUGACAAAUCUAACCUGAUUGUAAGUUUAAUUUCAGACCAGCCUUUUAACAGUGGGCUGUUGGUUUUAAAAACAAGACUUUUAAUACAAAUUGCAUUUUUUAAAAAAGAAA
Molecule: messenger RNA, 2101 nt
Organism: Seriola aureovittata
Lineage: Eukaryota; Metazoa; Chordata; Actinopteri; Carangiformes; Carangidae
Product: ras-related protein Rap-2b
Exons: 2
Coding region: 380-931 (183 amino acids)
Biological process (GO): Rap protein signal transduction; negative regulation of cell migration
Cellular component (GO): plasma membrane
Molecular function (GO): GTP binding; GTPase activity; GDP binding
Source: RefSeq, a predicted model, not a curated record